AUGGAGCAUGUAGGAGGCUCACAUUUUACUGUUGUUAUAAUUUGUCUUUUAUUUUCAUUUACAUCUUUGGCAGCUGAUACUCAUGAAGACUUCAUUCAAUGUCUUUACCUUAAUUCCCAUAACUCCACAUCAAUCUCUAAGGUUGUCUACACCCAAACCAACUCCUCUUAUUCAUCCACACUGAAGUUUUCCAUUCAAAACCUCAGAUUUGCAUCCAACACAACUCGUAAACCCCUUGUGAUUGUCACACCUCUGGAAGUUUCCCAUAUUCAAGUUACCAUAUUAUGUUCCCAAAGCCAUGGCAUGCAGAUUCGAACUCGAAGUGGUGGCCAUGAUUAUGAGGGUCUCUCCUAUGUUUCUGAAGUUCCAUUUGUCAUAAUUGAUCUCAUAAACUAUCGACAAAUUGAAGUGGACGUAGAAAACAGAAUUGCAUGGGUUCAAGCUGGGGCAACUGUUGGUGAACUUUACUAUAGGAUUAGCCAGAAAAGCAAAACUCUUGCCUUCCCAGCAGCUGCUGAUAAUAUAAUUGAUGCCCACAUAAUUGAUGUGAAAGGUAGGCUUCUUGACAGAGAAUCCAUGGGUGAGGAUCUGUUUUGGGCCAUUAGAGGAGGUGGGGGUGCAAGCUUUGGUGUCAUCCUAGCAUGGAAGGUAAAACUAGUUCCAGUUCCAUCAACUGUGACAGCAUUCAGAGUUCCCAGGACAUUGGAACAAAAUGCAACCAAGCUUAUUCAUAGGUGGCAACUUGUGGCAAAUAAACUUCAUGAGGACAUAGGCAUUAACAUCAUCUUGCAGAGGGUAAAUUCAAGUGAAAAAGGGGAGUUAACAGUGCAAGCCCUAUUCUCUUCUUUGUUUCUUGGAGGGGUAGAUAAGCUCAUUCCCUUGAUGCAAGAGCAUUUUCCAGAAUUGGGUUUGGUCAGAGAAGACUGUACUGAGAUGAGCUGGAUAGAAUCGGCCCUUUACUUAUUUGGCUUUCCAAGUGGUUCCCUUGAAAUUUUGCUGAACAGAACACAAACUGCAACGGAUUUUUUCAAAGCAAAAUCUGAUUACGUGAGAAAUCCCAUUCCUGAAAUUGGCCUAGAAGGUAUAUGGCCAAUGUUUGAUGAAGAUGUGGCCCAAGGUGUAAUGAUGGAACUCUUUCCUUACGGUGGCAUAAUGGAUAAGAUUUCAGAGUCCGAAAUUCCAUUCCCCCAUAGAUAUGGAAACUUAUACAUUAUUCAGUACUCUCUGCAUUGGCUACAAGAAGGGGAUGAGGUAGCACAAAGGCACAUAAGUUGGAUUAGAAGACUUUACAGUUAUAUGGAACCUUUCGUUUCGAAGUCUCCUAGAGCUGCAUAUUUCAAUUAUAGAGACCUUGACAUUGGGGUGAAUAACGAAGGCUACACAAGCUAUAAACAAGCUAGCAUUUGGGGUCUUAAGUAUUUCAAAAACAACUUCAAACGAUUGGCACAUGUGAAGACUAAGGUUGAUCCUUUUAACUUCUUCAGGAAUGAACAGAGCAUACCUUCCCUUUCUAUGGAAGGAACACAAAUAGAAAUUCCUGGGAAGAAAAGGUUAUACAAAAAUUUGCUACUUUGUUAUCUUCCUUUUAUGUGUACCUAA
This is a messenger RNA of Gastrolobium bilobum, 1599 nucleotides long. Its product is annotated as tetrahydroberberine oxidase-like. The transcript is spliced from 2 exons. The record is from RefSeq and is a predicted model, not a curated record. Lineage: Eukaryota; Viridiplantae; Streptophyta; Magnoliopsida; Fabales; Fabaceae. The coding region runs from base 1 to 1599 and encodes 532 amino acids. Gene Ontology annotation, molecular function: flavin adenine dinucleotide binding; oxidoreductase activity.